AAUACGUCACUUCCUAGUAACCACCACCGGACUCGCGAAACUAACAGGAGAGCUGGAGGCUGGCCCCGGUUCCGUAAGAAGGGGGUGAUGAUGAGAGGGCUGGCCUGUGUCGCGACACUUGGUCAAGAAGCAGCAGCAGCCGGGGAAGCAGCGUCAUGUCCGAGCCGGCCUCCACACCGAGCCGCCGCGGCAGCAAGCGCGGGCGGAGCAGCAACCCCUAGACUCGUAAGUGCAACUUUUCCCUACAGAGGCUUUGCCAGCACAGCUAUACGGGAAGCAAAGGAUGCAUUGGCAAGUGAACAAUCUCUUGAACAAAAACUUGUGAUCUGGGGAACAGAUGUUAACGUAGCUUCAUGCAAAGUUAAGUUCCAGGGCAUUCUGUUUCAACUGCUUGGGGGAUCAAGAAAAGAUUUCAGUCAUACGGGAAGAGGCAAUUUUCAUGCUGAGAUCAACAUUCUUCUGUGUGGUGAUCCUGGCACUAGUAAAUCACAGUUGCUUCAAUAUGUCUAUAACCUGGUUCCUAGAGGCCAGUACACAUCAGGGAAGGGCUCUAGUGCAGUUGAUCUCAUUGGUGUAAUGAAGGACCCAGAGACAAGGCAGCUGGUUCUGCAGACAGGUGCUCUGGUUCUCAGUGACAAUGGCAUUUGCUGCAUUGAUGAAUUUGAUAAAAUGAAUGAAAGUACAAGAUCAGUACUGCAUGAAGUUAUGGAACAACAGACUCUUUCUAUUGCCAAGGCUGGAAUUAUUUGCCAACUGAAUGCUCGCACCUCUGUCCUAGCAGCUGCUAACCCUAUAGAGUCACAGUGGAAUCCAAAGAAAACUACUAUUGAAAACAUCCAACUUCCUCAUACGUUGUUAUCCAGGAAGCCAAAUAUUAUAGUAUACAAGUGGUUAGGGACCCGUCUAACAGGGGAUCUUAAGGCUGCACAGCUCCCUGCCAUCCACUGUGAUGUCCCCAGCAAGCCAGUCUGCUUAAAGCAGUGUUUUCAAACUGCAGGUCGCAACCCAGCUUAUGUGAACAUGAGAGAGAUUGGUGGUGGUGGAGGAAUGGUUUCUGCAUAUCCCUGCCAGCUUGAAUCUUUGAUCCGUCUGGCAGAAGCUCAUGCUAAAGUACGUUUUUCCAACAAGGCUGAAACAAUUGAUGUUGAAGAAGCAAAACGCCUCCAUCAGGAAGUUCUGAAACAGUCUGCUACUGAUCCAAGAACUGGCAUUGUGGACAUAUCCAUUCUCAAGGUUUGUGUUAACAAGGAUAAAUUAGUAUCUAGAAUAAGUGCCACUGUCCAUAAACGUAAGGAGGAGCUGGCUCAAGCCUUGAAGAAGCUUAUCCAGUCCAAGGGUAAAACACCAGCUCUAAAAUACCAACAGCUUUUUGAUGAUCUCCGUGCACAGUCUGACGCAGCUGUCACUAAAGGAAUGCUCGAAGAAGCACUUCGUGCCUUGGCUGAUGAUGACUUCUUGACUGUGACUGGAAAGACUGUUAGGAUUGCUGUGAUGAAAUGCUAGCUUAACAGCAGAGUUUGACUGUUUUUUCCAAAUACUACUCUUGAGACCUGUCACAUUUAAGAAUAUUAUUCACUGUGGUCAAAUUCAUGUUGAUGAUCUGUUGGUGAACACCAUUGCCAGCACUGUAAAUAACUAGAUACUGAAGGACUGCAAAAAGCUGAAAUUAAACACAGUGAUAUUUGUUUUAACAAAAUGGGUUACUAACAUUUCAUUGCAAUGUGUAUUUUCUAUAAAGUGCUUUGUAGAACAAGCUAACAAUUUUUAUGCAUUUUUAAAGCCCAAAUGUCAAAAUUCAUCUAGAACCACUGCUUUUUUACAUCAAUGCAACUUAAAUCAGUGUAUAUUAUUCUUUAGUAUUUUUACUACAGAGAGAUUAGUGCUUGUGAUUUUUGGACAUUAAAAUCCAUUGGCUUUAUUAA
Gopherus evgoodei (Goodes thornscrub tortoise) is the source of this 1922-nucleotide messenger RNA. Its product is annotated as DNA replication licensing factor MCM4-like. Gene Ontology annotation, biological process: double-strand break repair via break-induced replication; mitotic DNA replication initiation; DNA strand elongation involved in DNA replication. Gene Ontology annotation, cellular component: nucleus; MCM complex. NCBI's taxonomy places the organism in Eukaryota, Metazoa, Chordata, Testudines, Testudinidae. The record is from RefSeq and is a predicted model, not a curated record. Gene Ontology annotation, molecular function: ATP binding; single-stranded DNA binding; single-stranded DNA helicase activity.